GGUCGUGCAGUCCCCCCACCUCCACUCCAGAGCCUAAGUCAAGUCGCGCAAUCGCGCAUCCCAACAGCAAAUCGGACGAGUUCAAACCACAUCUCGGUUCGCGUGGCUUCUCUUAAGUUUCAGACCAUGGAGAAGUUGCCGGAUGAAAUGUUGUUGACUGUCAUGCAUCACCUAGACAUCCCCACCCUCCUAACUUGCCGUCUCGUGAGCAAGAGGAUCGGCGCUCUUGUCCUUCACCGGGACGUUUGGCGGCAACGGGUGCUCGAUGAUGAAGACCCCUGGCUGUGUCCAGUGCUGCGGCUCGCGCCAUGCCUCGCCGCGAUGUACGUGCCAAUGACUUUGCCACCAAAACGACACCCGCCGUUCGCCACGACCAGGUGUGCAGUGGCGGAGCUGAGAGUGUACGGACUCGCCGACGAUGACGAGGACUCAGACGAAGACGAAGACAACUACUCAGCUGGCCACCUGCAUACCUCCCUAGUGAUUCGCAACCAGGAGGCGCUCGGCCGUUUGAAGAGCCUUCAAGUUCCCCUGGUCACGGUAGAAUUUAAUACCAGCAGCUGCGUGCUGUUGGAGACGAUAGCGUCCACGACUGGCUUGGAGCGACUGCUGGUUUCGGACUUCCCAGGACAAACUACCGAUGCGUUCGUAGAGGCCAGUCUGCACAGCGUCGUGCUCCAGUCGUCUCUGAAGUACUUCGAGUGCGUCCACACCCCGGCGGCGGAGCCCUUCAUCACCUUCAUAUUGGCCGGACACGCCGAAACGCUGACUGAAGUCUAUCUCGAGGCCGCCGGUGGUAGCUACGACUACUGCUCGUCCUCCACCUGCUCCAUGGCCGCCGCACUGGCUGGCCUCCCUGCACUUCAGCAGCUGACGUGUUCCCCUCUGCCGGGGAUGGGGGCGGUGGCGGCGUGCGCGUCGCUGAGACAAGUGGACCUCAACGUGAAGCCGGACAUGUGGACCACCAUCCCAGCGGCCGCCGAGUUCCUCCGCCGCGCCAGGCACCUGCAGUCGGUCCACCUGCUGUUCGUGGGCGAGGAGCCCUCCGACGUGGGCGUGGGGCUGGUCCUCGCACUCAACCCCUCCGUCCAGCGGCUGGCUAUCCGCUGUUAUGACGCACCCUCGGGCCACUGUGACCCCCACCUGCAGGCGCUGACCAGCGUGCUGCCCAGGCUGCGGAAGCUGUGGAAGCUGACUGUGCACUCGGACACGAUGCCGACCGAGCUGCUUCUGAGCAUCAAGCCGGACACCAACCCGGCCUUCAAGAAGCUCUCCCUGUACCCCUCGGCCUCGGGUCGCAAGGUCCUGCCGUGCUUACACGCCUGGCUCCAUUUGACUGCACUCAAGAGAUUGCUGCGCGUCUUUCGCAACUUGCGAAUCAAUGUGCACGGUUGGCCCGACUACUGCCCUGAUGACAAACCCUGCAAAGGUUGCGCUCUAGGCUGUAAAUGCAAGGACUCCUUCGCUCGAAUUAAAAACUGUGAUUUCUGAUUCCUUGUAUAACUGUCCGCCCUCAUCCAAAUCCAAAGUGUCACCUGCUUCCGUUUCAUAGACUGCGAGUCCGUUUUGUUUUU
This is a messenger RNA of Frankliniella occidentalis (western flower thrips), 1574 nucleotides long. RefSeq lists its product as uncharacterized. Lineage: Eukaryota; Metazoa; Arthropoda; Insecta; Thysanoptera; Thripidae. The transcript has 2 exons. Gene Ontology annotation, molecular function: protein binding. The coding region runs from base 127 to 1491 and encodes 454 amino acids. The record is from RefSeq and is a predicted model, not a curated record.